GUGACACCGGGGGAGAACCAUGUGGAGGGUGUUGCGUUGACUUCGGUGUUGAGAUUUUGAUACUGCUACUGAAUGCAUUUUUUUCCGAAAUAAUGAACGUAGUUCUUCUUGCUAGUUUAAAUAUAGUGUAGAGGAUCAUUAUUGUGCGUGUGUUGACUAAAUUCACCAACUUUGUUUCGAGGUGAAUAAUGGGCAAAUCAAAGACCAAGAACCAGAAGAAAUCCCGAGCAGUAGCCAACCAUGUGGCCGAAGAGACUUACGCAGCCGUGCCCCACUCCUUCGUGUUUCAGCGGGGUCAGGUUGGGAAAAACGUGGGUCAGCUCAUCCUGGACGUGCGGAGAGUCAUGGAGCCAUUCACCGCAGAGUCACUGAAGGUUCGGAAAAAGAAUGUGCUAAAAGAUUUUGUGGCCAUCGCAGGACCGCUGGGAGUGACACACUUCAUGAUCUUCAGCAAAACACCCAGCAGUAUCAACAUGAGGCUUGCUCGACUUCCCAAAGGUCCCAUGCUUCACUUCAGAGUCCUCAAGUAUUCUCUUGUCAAAGAUGUGGUUUCAUCUCUGAAGAAGCACAGGAUGCAUGAGCAGCAGUUCACCCAUCACCCGCUGCUCAUCCUCAACAACUUUGGAGUAGAUGGCAUGCAUGUCAAACUCAUGGCCACCAUGUUUCAAAACAUGUUUCCUUCCAUAAAUGUGCAUUCGAUAAGCCUCAACAACAUCAAGAGGUGUGUGCUGUUAAAUUACAACCCAGCGACCCAGGAAAUCGAGUUUCGACAUUACAGCCUGAAGGUGGUCCCUGUGGGAAUGAGCCGCGGCGUCAAGAAGCUGAUGCAGGAGAAGUUCCCCAACAUGAGCAAGUUUGAGGAUAUCAGUGAGCUUCUGAUGAAAGGGGCAAACCUUUCAGAAAGUGAACCUGAGCAAGACGGGGAGCACAACAUAACUGAAUUGCCACAGGUUUACUCUGGAAGAGGCAACAUGGCGUCCCAACAGAGCGCUGUCCGUUUGACUGAAAUUGGUCCGCGCAUGACUUUGCAGCUGACGAAGAUUCAAGAAGGGAUGGGCGAUGGGAAUAUUCUUUAUCACUCUACAAUCUCCAAGACAGAGGAAGAAAUCCAGGAGAUCUUGAAGAGGAAGGAGGCCCAGAUAAAAGAGAAGGAGGCUCGCCGCACGAAGCAGGCGCAGAAUGUUGCUCAAAAGAAGGAGCAACGGGAAGACCACAAGAAAAAGAGCCUGGAAGGCAUUAAGAGGAAACAUGCUGAAGCUGAGGAGGACAGUGAGGUGGAGGAUCCAGGGGUGCAGGAUGAUAAGGCUGCUGUUGAAUCCGAUGAUGAGGUGGAGUACUACAGACAGGCGGUGGGAGAGGAGCCAGAUGAAGACAUGUUCCCUAGUGCCAAGAAGAGACGGUUCUCAGAAAAGUCCCAUGGACCUGCCAAGAAGAGGAAGCUGUCCCCUGGUAAACCCUCAGGAAAAGACAGAGACUCCAAAUCACCAAAGAGAAAAGGACCAGGAGGACAGCACAGAGAUAAAAAAGGAAAAGACCAACAGAGAAAAGGAUGGAAGAAAUCCAGAGAUGGGGAGAAAUCAUUUGGACAGAAAAUGAAACCCACAGGAAAAGCAUUCGGAGUAAAGAGACAUGGGGAUAGAGAAAAUAAGUUUGGUGGGAAAAAGAAAUUUCAUGGGAACAAAAAUAAGGACAAACCAUUCAGAUCUAAAGGUCAGACAGACAAGUCGGGCUUUAAGAGGAAAGGUGCUGGAACAAAGCGAGGCUUCACACAGAGGAAAGGAAAAGGCUGAACUUUUUCGUCUGUCUGGACUUUUGGUGCAGUUUUAUUCUGAAGCAGAAGAUGGCAGCAAAUACACAUGUUCUGAUUGCCACAGCUAGUGAAGUGUUUAGCUAUAAGUGAUGCUGCUUAGCAGAUGGACAAAAAAAGAGCAACAAGCGCAUCUUGGGAAGAGUGGGAGGAAAAACAUGAUGCAGCCAUUCUUUUUAGAAUAAUACCUGGUUGGAGCCAUAUACUGAAAUGUCUUUCCCUUUUUUCCACAUUUAUAUUUGUCAACAAGACCAUAACAAUGCUGUAUGCAGGCACUCCUUUUGAUGUUGGGUUUGUUCUUUGUCAGUUGUAUGCAAACAUGUUCUUGUCGGUUCCAGAUCUCUGAAUUUGAAACUAUACACAAGGAAAAAAUAAAAGUCCUCUUUUUAUGA
Molecule: messenger RNA, 2199 nt
Organism: Stegastes partitus (bicolor damselfish)
Lineage: Eukaryota; Metazoa; Chordata; Actinopteri; Pomacentridae
Gene: ppan
Product: peter pan homolog
Exons: 12
Coding region: 189-1790 (533 amino acids)
Biological process (GO): ribosomal large subunit assembly; rRNA processing
Cellular component (GO): preribosome, large subunit precursor
Molecular function (GO): rRNA binding
Source: RefSeq, a predicted model, not a curated record